AUGACUGCCUAUGUGCCUGGAUGUCACUUCGCUCGCUACCCAAGGCUUGAGACACAAGUGCUGCAAGCUCCACUCGCGCUUGGCGAGGCCGUUUGUCGGCAGUACUUGGUUCAGAACCGACAAAGCGCUUUUGUGGAGGCCGAGUUCUUGGGAGUUGCCGAACUGCCCGUGCGAGAGAAGCGGCGCUUGCGAGCAGUGGAUGGCGACUGCCUGGUCAAGGCGACUGAUGUGAUCCACCGAGACGAUUUCCAGUCGGCCCUUCAGAGAUUCCCGGAGGAGGCCAAGGUCUUCGACCGUUUCCUCCGAGAGGCUUCGCGCUUCGCGGUGCCCGGCGCGCCAUUUGCUCGGGUUCAGGAAGCUGCUGGGCGAAGGAUACUGGCCUUCCUCGAAGCCGGGCGCGAGUUUCAGCACUGCCAGAGGGACUUCCUGGCCGCGCUCUGCGCCGAAGCCGAGGGAGUCCUGCUGGCGCCUGGCGAAAUCCUCCAAGCCUCGGGCCGGCCGUGCGCCACCUGCCCGUUGUUCAUUGUCCUGGCUGGACGGGUGCAGGUGGAGGACGAAGCUGGCAUCGUGUUCCGCUUCGCUGGCCCUGGGGAGACCUUGGGCUCUCCUGGUUGCCUCGAGCUGGUGGACACCUCCCCGGAAGUUCUUCGGGCCGUCCCAGGCAACCUGGGUCCGGCCUUCUGCGUCAAGGUCCCGCAUGCUGCGGUCGGCGGGGCUUUGCAGACCUUCCCUGAGGACGCCGACUUCUGGAUCAAGAACGCAGAGCUCCUGCAUCGUGAGGCGUGUCGCAGCAAGCAGGAGCGGUGCCGGUGGGCUUCGCAGGUGGCCGCACCGGCCCUGGGAAAUACUUCGCUGCUGGCGGGCUGCCCCCAAGACUUCCUCACCUCUCUGGCGGGCCAGCUCUCUGAGGUGGCGUUCUCGGAGGGAGAGGAGAUUUUUACGUGCAACACCCGCGGAAACUCCAUGAUGAUCGUGCUGGAGGGCUUCGUCGAACUGCACGCCAAGUCCGGCAGGGAGAUCGGAUGCGUUGGCGCCGGCGCCGUGAUCGGCGAGCCAGAGGCCUUGGGCUUGCUCUCCUUCCGGACGGCCACUGCUGUUGCAGUGACCGCCUGCCGCAUGCUGCCCGUGAGCUUCGAGGCCUUGACACAGGCGCUGUUGACUCCAUCAGCAGCUGCACUGAAGGAGGGUUUCAAGCAGCUUGUCGAAGGCCGGCGAUCGCAAGUCCGUGAAGGUCUGCCUCUGUCGGCCAUGCUCAACUUACGCACGUCUCUGGAUGAGGACGUUGGGGCGCAGCUUCUGUGCUUGCGGGCCGAGCGUUUGCCGCUCGAGCAUGGCGUCUGUUGGCAUCCGGUGGCGGACUCCAGCGAAUCCGGGCCCAGGGUCUCGCUUAUCGUGCGCGGGCGAGUCUCGAUGGAAGUGGGGCGCCGCGAGGGUGAACCCUUGGACUUCCAUGUCAGGCCGGGUUCGGUGGUGCCUGAAGGCAUGCUCGCCACCCAUGGCGCUUAUCUGCGCGCCAUGUCCAGCGACUGCGAGGUCUACCGCAUCUGGCAAUACGAUCUCCUUCAGGCAGCCCACGUGGGUGCCCAGGCCCAUGAUUGGUUCUACCAGCUUCGGGUGCUGGAGAAGGAGGCCCGAUCAGAUUGCGAAGCUUCGAGCGAUCACCAGUUGUAUUUGAGGCAACUUUCCGGUACGACUGACUAG
Messenger RNA from Symbiodinium natans, 1701 nucleotides. Lineage: Eukaryota; Dinophyceae; Suessiales; Symbiodiniaceae. The record is from the annotation of a GenBank genome assembly.